UGAAUCAAUUGGAACAAAAACAGUAAAACUUUUUCAACCACGAAUUGACAAAGCCCUACUAAAUGUGAAAGCAUUUGAAGAGGAAGGUGUAAGAAGUGGUAAAAUAACGAACGGAAUUAUAUACAUGAUCUCAAAAGACAUUUUACCUUUCAAUACAGUGGAGAAAGAAGGUUUCCUUUAUUUAAUGAACAUAACUGCGCCUUUGUAUAAAGUUCCAUCAAGAAAAACAAUAACAAAGUUAAUAGAAGAAAAAUAUGAUAUUCUUUCAAAUAUAAUAAAGACUAAGUUAUCUAGUAUUGAUAACUUAUGUCUCACAACAGAUGUAUGGACGGAUGUUAUCAAUACUAAGAGCUAUUUGGGAGUGACAGCACAUUUUAUUUUAAAUGAUAAACUGACCUCUGUAGUUAUUGGUGUUAACGAACUGGAUGAGCGGCAUACUUCAGAUUACCUUGGACAAUGGUUGUUAAGGAUAUGUACUGAAUGGCAUAUUGGAAAAGAUAAUGUUGUUGCCAUCGUAACAGACAAUGCAGCGAAUAUUGUGAAAGCUGUCAGUGAUACAUUUGGGAAAGAUAAACAUUUAGGUUGUUUUGCUCACACACUAAACUUAGUCGCAACAUCAUUAUUAAAACACAAUAAUGAAGUUAAUGCUUUAUGUGCAAAAGUAAAAGCACUAAUCACGUUUCUCAAGCAUUCUGUUAUUGCUGCGGACGAAUUACGGAAAUAUAACACGAAGAAAUUAAUUCAAUCUGUUCCCACACGAUGGAAUUCUACAUAUUACAUGUUGGAACGAUUUAUCGAAUUAUCAGAAAACAUCACUAUAAUAUUAUUGAAAUUUCCCAAAGCACCUCCAAUGCUAUCAGCCUUAGAAUUACAGCUUGCCAAAGAAGUUAUUCAAGUUUUGGCUCCUAUCGAAGCUGUUACAAAGGAAAUAUGUGGCGAACAGUAUGUUACGAGUAGCAAAAUAAUCCCACUAAUCAACUGCUUAAAAAGAAAAGUGAAUACUUUAAAAGAUGAAUUGACAUCAAGUACAGCCAUACAGUUGCUUGAAUCUCUUUCUGUCAACAUUAACAUGCGAUUUGGAGAUAUAGAAAAUAACACUAUGUUAGCUGUAUCAACUCUUCUAGAUCCUCGAUUCAAACGAUUGCAUUUUAAUAAUCAAGAUGCCUGCUUACAAACUAUAAAUAAGAUAGUCCGGCAAAUGGAAAAUGUAAAUAACGAUAUGUUCAAAGAAAAUAAUACAACAGAAAAUGCAGUAAUGGACAAUCAAAAGAACUCUUUGUGGUCAUAUCAUAAUGAACUUGCUUAUAUGGAGCAAUUAAACUGCAAUGAUACUGAGGAUAUGCCGACUGACUUCAAACAUUACCUAAACCAACCAAUUAUUGGGUUACAUGAAGAUCCAAUUCACUAUUGGCUUUAUAGUUGUAAGACAAUGUAUCUAUCUCUUCAUGUCAUUGCAAAAAAAUACUUAUUAAUUGUAGCUACGUCCGUUCCAUCUGAACGUUUGAUCUCGAAAACUGGAAAUAUUGUUACGGAAAAACGAAACAAAUUAUCGUCUGAACAUUUACAGUGUAUGCUAUUCUUAAACUCCUUAUCUAUGCAUGAGUGGAAAAUUGAAUAAAAAUGUUUUAAAUAAAAAUUCUUAUUUUUUCCUUUUUUUAAUGUCUUUACAGUUACACAAUUAUUACCGAAACUCUUGACAGUUGACACCCUGAAGGCCUGAAUUGUUAUGAUGCAAACUUCUGAAUUCUGAUUUUUAUUUUUAAAUCAUAUAUCACUUUUAUAUAAUUUAUAUCAACUUAGGACUUAGGACGGACACUUAGGCUGAUAUUUUAUAUCGUACGAAAAAUAUUUUAAGCAUGUUAAUUGACUGCAAGACGUGCAAGAUAGAAGUUCUCGAGUUUCUAGAAGUCUUCUAUCUUAUAGCCAAUCAAUACGUUUAAAAAAUUUGUCAUACAACAAAUAAAAUAUUACGCCCUAAAAUAUGUUAAAAAUUUAAAUACUUCGCUCAUUACAUGCAAUUUUCGGAUCGAUUCUUAAGAAAUCGAUUCUUCUAGUCCGAUU
Messenger RNA from Temnothorax curvispinosus, 2061 nucleotides. Its product is annotated as zinc finger BED domain-containing protein 1-like. Bases 125 to 1618 code for a protein of 497 amino acids. The transcript is spliced from 2 exons. The record is from RefSeq and is a predicted model, not a curated record. Lineage: Eukaryota; Metazoa; Arthropoda; Insecta; Hymenoptera; Formicidae. Gene Ontology annotation, molecular function: protein dimerization activity.